AUGGCUGCUAGAACUACCGCGGUCGGAACGCCUUCCUGGAUAGCCGCAGAGAAGGAAAAUGCCUUUCAAUUAUUGCAGAAUGAGAAAGAAGAAGUGAUAUAUCCUGCUCAGCAUCAGCUAGAAUGGCUGAACGAGCACAUGGCUGAGGUCUUCAGCAGAAGCCAUCUUGAUGUCGCAAACGUGUUCAAGACGCCUGGGAAGAUGCGAGGCAAGACUCCUCGCACCGCCAGAAGACGAAACGCACAAGACGCAAGAAUACCGCUGAGCGACCUAUUUUCUUCCAAACCUCUACAACGCCACAGCCCUCAAAAACAGCCCAGUCCGACCAAGCUUCGAUUCCACAUCUCCGCCGAUCAAGGUCGCCAAACAUAUAAAUCAGUUACUGACUCCGGCUACCACACUGCAAGUCAGGAUGAUGUCGAUCUGGAUACUUGCUCCCAUGUGCCACUUGUACAACCAUCACCAACGGUGAAUGCAGCGCCUGCUGAAAACACGGAUGUGGUAUCUGGCCAUGAUACCGAGGACGUCCCGGACGAAGGUCAGCGUACUACUGAAGGAUCAUUCCACUCUGCGAAGGAAGAUCAGACAGCAAAGAUCACAGGUCCAGACACAGUCUUGCUGGAAGAUGCUGCGCGGAUUGAAUCAGAGUCAAAUCAGCAAAGCCCCCGCAGCGCGCCGCUGGAUACAGCGCAUUCACAGGAACCCCACGACCUAGACGAACUCGGCUCGCCCUCCGAGGAAUCCACACCCGAUAGACCAUUAGUCAGGAAGAGCAGCUUGACGUUUGCUUCUCUACCCCCACGAGACCCAUUGAAGUCGAGUAUUGGGGCUAGAAUCUCGCGCACCAGCCAUAUCGAUCAAGGAAGACAACAUGGGUCAAUCGUUCACGGGGCGCGGCCAACCCUACAUCCUCAUCAAGCGGUACCAAAGCCAUCCCAUUGCCUUGACGCAGACAUCCCAAUGCACCAUGUCGAUGAUGAAGACGACGACUCGAACGUACAGGUCCUGGGCCACGAUUCAGACGUGGAGAGCGAGACCAUUAGGACUCAUUCUGAAGCUUCCACGAAAAGAUUACAUGAAAAGAUCGAUCUGCUUGGAAAGGCUGCAGCGCCUCGCCCUUCCAAGUCGAUACCCUCAGCCGUCUCCCUAUCCGAAUUGACCCGAGCGGGCGAGCUCGACGACCAGGUGACACAAUCUGCGAUACAGAUACAAGCUAUGCAAGACGAUGAAGACGACUGGAUCCGACCACUGACAUCACCUAAUGCUGCUCAGUCGUCCCCUGCAAAGACCACAAAUCUAGAAGAGUCAGACGAAGACGAAUUUGACUGUCGUGCGCCAGAACUGAUUGCGCACGAAGAGCGCAUGAGAACCCCCAUCCGCAUGUCGCCAGGGCCUGGUAAAAUCAUGCCUGGCUUCGGGCACACCAAGUCUGCUUCCACCACCACGUUAGCCUCACCCGCAAAGGCCGCAAUGGCACCUCCAGCAAGUCCUGCCAAGUCGGUAUCAGUGUCUAACCCUGCUCAAGCCACCACCACUCCCAGAGGUUCGCCGAGGCGAUAUCUUGACCUCAGCGCCUCAAGGUCAAAGUUACAGUCCAUAAUGAAGACCGCCAAAGGCCUCUUCACCAGUAGCGCCAGUGUCUCUGCCGCCGCCAAGUUGGAAACUUUAUCACCCAAUGCUCUUAAAGCUGCAUCAAGUGCGAUGCCCGGGCUGUACCCCGGUCUUUACUCUAUGAUUGAAGACAAGCCCUUGCCUUCAAGCCCGCCAAAAGAAACGAGGAAGAUUCGCAGUUCGACCGAAAGAGACAAGGAGGAGAGGCGGAAAGAGAAAGAAGCUCAGUUGACGCAAGCCAUGGAUGCCCAGCUCGAGAAAGCCCGAGCUCAAGAAAGAAAGAAGGCUGAGGAGCAGAGGCUCGCACGCGAGAGGACGGCCAAGAAGGAUGCCCAGCAGCCACAGUCAUCGAGCCCCAAGCCACAAGCCGAAGAGCCACAACAUGGACCAUCCGAGCCUCGCGGAAAGCCAACUCGACCAGUGCGCCUUGGCAGAGAGCAUCCUGUCAACAAGGCUAAGCCGGCCCCUGUCUCGAUCCGCGUCGGCACACUCUCACAACGAAUGCCCGUCAACGCUGCCGCGAACGUCCAGGAUAGCUUGGCCGCUGAGCCCAAGCGCCCCGGCUUGAGUAAGAAAACUAGUUCAGCCUCACUACACUCGACAACAUCUAAUGUUUUGAAAUCAUCAGUGGCUGGUCCGCCUCCUAAACCGAGAGCACUUCUUGCGGCGGAGCGGAAGAAAGAGCAAGACGAGCGUGAAGCUCAACGGAAACUCGAGCAAAAGCGGGAGCUCGAACGAAAGCGAGUGGUCCAGCAGGAAGAGGCGCGAAAGCAAGAACAGAAACAGCGACUUGAAGCCGAGAAGCGUGAACGGGACCGAGUGGCUGCAGAACAAGCCAAGCGACAGGCUCAGCAGCAAGCCAUUGAGCGUAAACGUCAAGAAACAGCCCGGAAGGCAGAACAACAGCGGCACGACCGAGCUGUAAACGAGGCUGCCCAGACAAGACCACCUUCCCGUGUUGCUGCCCAGAAUGCCGGCCGAUCACUGCUAAACCACCCGCUACCUACUAAUCCUGCAAAGCCGGCAAAGAGGCCACUGGAGGAGGAAGCCAACCCGUCUCGUCCACAGAACUCCAAAUAUGGAAACGGAAUGCUUCAAGACGCCAAGCGACGGAAGACCGAAGAAGGGGGCUUGAUAGAGACGGGCCCGCGCCCAGUUGUCUCAGGCGCUCCCAUCAGACAGUCGCAGCUCGGGAAGAAAGCGUCGUUCCUCACCCAUCCUAGUUAUGUACAGACACAGCCGUCCACACACGCCGGACAAUUUCCUCAGCCACCUUCUCGAGUAGCGCCACCACAGAUGCAGCAGUAUGCGACUGGGGGCAAGAUUCCAUUUGCCGAUGGAUCCAACCCACCAAACCACGCGAAGACACCAGUCUCAAUUAUGCAACAGAAGACCAUUCAAACGGUUAAAUCUUCGCCCCAAUAUCCGAAUGGCGAGUCCAUCCAUCUGCCGGAGAUACCUACUGAUUCGGAGGAUGAGGACUCAGACGAAGACGGGAAUGGUUUUGCAAUUCCUGACUGGGCUACUCCCGGCCAUCUAACGGAACAGCUGAUCCGCCAAGAAGGCAUGGACGGUGAUGCUGUGUUUGGGCCGAUUGCACCAUUGAAAAUCGAGGAAAUAUUCUCCAAGGGCAACAAGGACAGGUUGAAGCGACUGCGAGACCGGACAAGCAGUGCAAAUUGGGCGCUCAGCGGAGAUGGUUUGACCCUUGAGGAGGUGAGGGCAGAUCGGGAGCAACGUGAGCGCAUGCGUCUCCAGGGUGGCUGGAGGUACGGCAGGUGA
Messenger RNA from Cladophialophora yegresii CBS 114405, 3393 nucleotides. RefSeq lists its product as uncharacterized. The coding region runs from base 1 to 3393 and encodes 1130 amino acids. The record is from RefSeq and is a predicted model, not a curated record. The transcript is spliced from 3 exons. Lineage: Eukaryota; Fungi; Ascomycota; Eurotiomycetes; Chaetothyriales; Herpotrichiellaceae.